UGUCCGCCAUGUUGGCCAUGGCGCAGGGAGCGGAUCGGGCGGGCGAGCGGCGGAUCUAGUGUGUGGAAGCGGCCGCGGGCGGCGGGGGGCUGUUUUCGGGCGGGGUGGGCGCCCAUGCUGUGGCCGGGGGCAGUGAGGAGGAGGAGGAGCGGGCCGGCCGCGCUGCACUGAGGAAGGAGGUGGAGGAGGCGGCGGGAGUCCUCCCCCCCUCCCCGCCCGCCCCGCCGCCGCCGCCCGGGCUGUUCCUGUAAGGCGGGGAGACAAUGAGUAAACUCUCCUUCCGAGCGCGGGCGCUGGACGCCGCCAAGCCGCUGCCUAUCUACCGCGGCAAGGACAUGCCUGAUCUCAACGACUGCGUCUCCAUCAACCGGGCCGUGCCCCAGAUGCCCACCGGGAUGGAGAAGGAGGAGGAAUCGGAACAUCAUUUACAGCGAGCGAUUUCAGCACAGCAAGUGUUUAGAGAAAAAAAAGAGAGCAUGGUCAUUCCUGUUCCUGAGGCAGAGAGCAACGUCAACUAUUACAAUCGCUUGUACAAAGGAGAGUUUAAACAGCCAAAACAGUUCAUUCAUAUUCAGCCUUUUAAUCUAGACAACGAGCAACCAGAUUAUGAUAUGGAUUCAGAAGAUGAGACUUUAUUAAAUAGACUUAACAGAAAGAUGGAAAUUAAGCCUUUGCAAUUUGAAAUUAUGAUUGACAGACUUGAAAAAGCCAGUUCUAAUCAGCUUGUAACACUUCAAGAAGCAAAACUGCUGCUAAACGAAGAUGAUUACCUUAUUAAAGCUGUAUACGACUACUGGGUGAGAAAACGUAAAAACUGCAGGGGGCCAUCCCUCAUUCCUCAGAUAAAACAAGAGAAAAGAGAUGGCUCUACCAACAAUGACCCUUAUGUUGCCUUUCGGAGAAGAACAGAGAAAAUGCAAACUCGAAAGAAUCGUAAGAAUGAUGAAGCCUCGUAUGAAAAGAUGUUGAAACUGAGACGAGAAUUUAGUAGAGCCAUAACAAUUUUGGAAAUGAUUAAGAGAAGAGAGAAAACAAAACGAGAAUUAUUGCACUUAACUUUAGAAGUUGUGGAGAAAAGAUACCAUUUGGGAGACUAUGGUGGUGAAAUCCUUAAUGAAGUGAAAAUCAAUAGAUCAGAAAAAGAGUUAUAUGCCACUCCAGCAUCUCUUCAUAAUGGAAAUCAUCACAAAGUUCAAGAAUGUAAAACUAAGCACCCUCAUCAUUUGUCUUUGAAAGAAGAGGCUUCUGAUGUGGUUCGUCAAAAGAAGAAGUACCCAAAGAAGCCUAAAGCAGAGGCUUUGAUAACAUCUCAGCAACCCACUCCAGAGACAUUGCCUGUGAUCAAUAAGAGUGACAUUAAGCAAUAUGACUUUCACAGCUCAGAUGAAGAUGAAUUUCCACAGGUAUUGUCCCCAGUAUCAGAACCGGAAGAAGAAAAUGAUCCUGAUGGUCCCUGUGCUUUCAGAAGGCGGGCAGGAUGCCAGUAUUAUGCUCCUCGUUUGGACCAAGCUAACCAUUCAUGUGAAAAUUCAGAACUGGCAGAUUUGGAUAAGUUGAGGUAUAGGCAUUGCCUGACAACACUUACAGUCCCAAGAAGAUGUAUAGGAUUUGCAAGGAGGCGAAUUGGCAGAGGUGGAAGGGUCAUAAUGGACCGAAUAUCCACAGAACAUGACCCAGUCCUAAAACAGAUAGACCCUGAAAUGCUGAAUAGUUUUUCAAGCUCUUCCCAAACUAUAGACUUUUCUUCUAAUUUCUCUCGGACCAAUGCUUCCAGUAAACAUUGUGAAAAUAGACUGUCCCUUUCUGAAAUAUUAAGCAAUAUCAGAUCAUGUCGACUACAGUGUUUCCAGCCAAGGCUACUAAAUUUACAGGACAGUGAUAGUGAAGAAUGUACCUCAAGAAAACCAGGGCAGACUGUGAACAAUAAAAGAGUUUCUGCAGCAUCUGUAGCUUUAUUGAACACCAGCAAGAAUGGCAUAUCAGUAACAGGGGGUAUCACGGAAGAGCAGUUUCAGACACAUCAGCAGCAGUUAGUUCAGAUGCAAAGGCAGCAACUUGCCCAGCUUCAGCAGAAACAGCAAUCUCAGCAUUCCUCACAACAGACACAUCCAAAAGCACAGGGCUCAAGCACCUCUGACUGUAUGUCUAAAACACUUGACUCAGCAAGCGCCCACUUUGCUGCAUCUGCAGUGGUCAGUGCACCUGUUCCAAGUCGCAGUGAGGUAGCCAAGGAACAGAACACUGGCCACAACAACAUAAACGGUGUUGUCCAGCCUUCAGGAACCUCUAAAACAUUAUACUCCACCAAUAUGGCUUUAUCAUCUAGCCCAGGGAUUUCAGCUGUACAACUUGUAAGGACAGUUGGCCACACCACUACAAACCACUUAAUCCCAGCAUUGUGCACAAGCAGUCCUCAGACACUUCCCAUGAACAAUUCCUGCCUGACAAAUGCAGUGCACCUCAAUAAUGUCAGUGUUGUUUCUCCAGUCAAUGUGCAUAUCAAUACACGGACUUCAGCACCAUCGCCAACAGCCUUAAAACUUGCCACAGUUGCUGCCAGUAUGGACAGAGUGCCAAAGGUUACUCCCAGCAGUGCCAUCAGCAGCAUAGCAAGAGAGAACCACGAACCAGAAAGAUUGGGCUUAAAUGGAAUAGCAGAGACAACAGUAGCUAUGGAAGUGACAUAACCUAAAACAUGUGGCUCUGACCUGUGCUGAUGGUGUGCAGUCAUUCAUAUUCCAGCUGAAUGCAAAAGGCAACACUCUGUGGAUCACAGAGUGUAACAAUGGACCUAAAUGGACUAUAGUAUAUUGGAUGUUAAAUCCAUGUAUGAUGUAUAUUUUGUAAAAUUGGGAAAAUCACUACCUUGUAAAAUAGUUUAUUUGUAUCAUCAAUAUUAUUUCUGUUACUUGAAUAGUAGAUAUUCAUCAUCAUGCUUUUGCACUUGAAUUUGCAACUGAAUGGAUUUUAAAAAAUAAUUCUUUAAUGGGAUCAUGAGCAUGAAAUGGGAUCCUGCAUCACUUGUUUUAACUAUUUAUUUUGCCAUGUUUACAUUUUGUAUCUUGUAAAAAUAAAUCCAACUUUGUGUCUAAAAAGUUAAAGAUUCAUAGCUAGGAAAUGAAAUUCUUGUAAUUUUUUUCUAAAGGAACUGUAAAGUUUUCACUUGGUUCAUUUUGUUUCACAAUUUGACUAGAUGGACUUUUUGGUAAAUACUUUAGUGGCAUUUCACUGUCAAAUAUGAAGUUCAAGGCAAAUUAGUAUUUUCUAUUACUGUGCAGGGGAAAGGGAUGGAUCGAUACAUGCAAAUUUAAUGUAGUAACUCACUUUUCCAUAUAUUUUGAAUGUAUAUUUCUAUUUAUAAUACCAAUUUAUAAAAAAUAAUUACACAAAAAAUGGAAUAGGAAAAAUUAUGCAUCUAGCACAUUUAAACUGUGCAGAUAUGAAAAUUUUUCGAGGAUUACAUUUUAUCUGAAGGCUGCAUAUUUUAACUGGCUUUAAAACUGUAACACACCACAUAAAAGAUACUUUACCAGGUAUGUAUUGCAUUAUGUCAUUGCAAUAAUUAUUGGAAGUCUAGAUAUCGAGCCAUCCCAGGUGUUGGGAGGGGGGAGGGUUGUGGCAAGAUUGUCUUUUCAAUUUUGGAGAGUUUUCCUGUGGCUACAAGGCAAGUAACGGGUUGGAAAAAGUCUGACUGUAAGCGUUGGACACCUUCAUAGUGUAGUGUUUUAGUGACUUUUUUUAUACGGUUCUUGUAAAUUAGAUACGUGUAGUGGUGUUUCAGAAUGUUUGUUUAUGCACUAGUUCAGACAACUUUCCCUGUUACUUGUUCUUGAUAAGUGAAAACUGCAGGGAAAUAAAAAAUACAUAUCAAAACAUGGACAUGCUGCAUAUGUGUUUAUUUCACAAUGUGCACACAGUAUAAGUGAAAAUUUAAGGGAGAUGAUAGCACUUAACAGCACUUUUCAUGUUCACAUGCUUUCCAAGCAUUAAUGAAAAGAACUAUAGGAAGCUCAUCUGUGGGCUCUAUUGGGUUUCCGAUAAUCCAAUAUAAACUACCUUUGAUAUGAAAGUUCGUAAGAUAUUUUACAGAAUGUAAGUAAUUUGCAAUAUCGCAGUCAUUGAAAUGUCAUAAGUGAGCCUCAUUUUAUAAAUAAAAGUUUAGAGUAGAAUUAUAUUGCAAGGGGGUUUUGUCAAGUAAGUACUGGGAAAUGUAAAUAUUUUUAAUGAAUACAAUUAAAACCAUUUCAAACUUACGUAAUUUUAUACUUUACAUUUUUUAUAUCUGCAGUCCUGAAAGAUGUAAAUUGAUAUGUCAGUUGAAUUUAUGGGCCAAGAUUUCUGGUGAAAGUGGUUUUUAUUCCGGUCCUAAAUGUGUAAAGCAAUUUAUGGUCAAAACCAUAGAAAAAAAUAGUAAUUUUGUCUUGGUUGUGGCCUGAUAGGAUCCAUGCUCGUUUCUGCCAUACUACCUCUGGAGUUACUCAUUGCUGAUUAUAUAAAGGAAAUAAUUUUGAUUUGAUAUGUAUUAUGACUGUGUUCAUUCUGCUUAUAGUUGGAUGUAUCUCCUUGCUAUUAAGAACUUAAAACAACUUUAGUGCCAAUUGCAGAGAAAGCUUUUUUCCCCAUUUUACUGAAGUAAAGCAUGAAGUGAAUUUGCCUUAUGUGAUAUAUAUGUUAUAAAUAAGUAAAACAAAAGAACUAUCCAUUUGUACGGUUUCUGGAGGUGGUGGCAAAUCCAGAACUUAUAAGACUGAUGACCAAUUGAUUUGUUCCUUUUGAAGUAAAAUAGAAACAUAAGCCUU
Molecule: messenger RNA, 4799 nt
Organism: Rhinopithecus roxellana (golden snub-nosed monkey)
Lineage: Eukaryota; Metazoa; Chordata; Mammalia; Primates; Cercopithecidae
Gene: EPC2
Product: enhancer of polycomb homolog 2
Exons: 14
Coding region: 264-2687 (807 amino acids)
Biological process (GO): regulation of transcription by RNA polymerase II
Cellular component (GO): piccolo histone acetyltransferase complex
Source: RefSeq, a predicted model, not a curated record